AUUGAAAUAGUUCAUCUACAUGAUUCAUUAAACCGUGGCAAUAGUAAACUGUAGUAGACGUUGUUUGUGAUCUGUCAGUGUAGUUUAAAAAUUGAAUUAUUUAAAUAACGCAAUUGCAAAGUUUGAUUUUAACGUUGUACACAACACUUCAACUACAUAAUGAACGCACCACCCACCUUUGAAUCAUUCCUUCUUUACGAAGGAGAGAAAAAGAUUAUUAAAGAGCAAGACACUAAGGUUCCGAAUGCCGCAAUUUUCACAGUGAAUAAGGAAGACCAUACUCUUGGAAACAUGAUCCGCAACCAAUUAUUAAAGGACCCCCAAGUUUUAUUUGCUGGAUACAAAGUUCCUCAUCCAUUAGAACAUAAAUUUGUGAUUAGGAUUCAAACAACAUCAGACUACACACCACAUGAAGCUUUUAUGCAUGCGAUUACAGAUCUUAUUGCAGAACUUUCAUUAUUUGAAGAACGUUUCAAGGAAGCUAUCAAAGAGAAAAAAGAAGGUUUGGAUUAAGUUCUAUUAGUUAUUUAAUAUAGAUAUUUUAAGGAAUUAUGUAUAUAAUUAAAUAUCAACAUGUAUGAAUGAGAUCUUGUUACAAAGUGACCUGAUAUACUUUAAUGAAUAAACUAAAAGUAUUUGUAUAUAAGAAUGAUUAAAUAAAAUCAAUUUUAAGAAAUUGUUUAUAAUAUUUAUAUAUUAUAUCAUUUUGAUAAGGAUUUUUCUAGAGAGAUACAAAGGAGAAUUAACAAUAACUUGUUUUCUUUAUUAUAACUAAUCAGUAUUUACUUUUAAUUUGAAUGAAUCUCUGUAAAAUACUAAAAUCAGUCUCUUACAAUUUUAUUUCUCUUAACUACAAAGCAUGAAGUUUUAAGACUAAUUUAAUGAAUGUAUCAACCCUGUGUUAAAGCUUAGUUAAAAGGCAAGACAAUGGUAAGUCAUAGUAGUACAAUUUUGCUGAAAUGAUUUUCGUACAAAUAUUAAUGAUAAAAAUAA
Megachile rotundata (alfalfa leafcutting bee) is the source of this 993-nucleotide messenger RNA. RefSeq names its product DNA-directed RNA polymerase II subunit RPB11 (gene Rpb11). Gene Ontology annotation, molecular function: protein dimerization activity; DNA binding. Gene Ontology annotation, biological process: transcription by RNA polymerase II. Lineage: Eukaryota; Metazoa; Arthropoda; Insecta; Hymenoptera; Megachilidae. Gene Ontology annotation, cellular component: RNA polymerase II, core complex. The record is from RefSeq and is a predicted model, not a curated record.